Messenger RNA from Acanthocheilonema viteae, 3882 nucleotides. The record is from the annotation of a GenBank genome assembly. Lineage: Eukaryota; Metazoa; Nematoda; Chromadorea; Rhabditida; Onchocercidae.
UCACAUCCACGUCCAAUUGCUCAUCAAAAUACCUAUUUAAUUGUGAACAUGAAAGGAUUACCUGCACCAGGUGUUGUUCUCGAGAUUUCACUAAUUGAUUACUAUGGUGAGGAAUUAUUCUCUAAACCGGCUACCAUGCAUAUGCAAAAUCCCUAUCUAUAUUAUAUUGGACCAUUUAUACCACCACAAGGAUUGUUUUUUGUUCGUGUCAAAGGUGAAGAUGAUCGAUCAUAUCAAUUUCAACGGAUCGCUCCUACUGCAAUAUCUGCCGUACAAACCGCUGGACCAAGAGCAUAUAUGGCUGAUCGUAUGACAGCAAUCGUUUCACAACCAUUCAAUUUGACAUGUUCAGUAGUUUCAAAGGGUCAAUUUACACUUUAUUGGUACAAAGGUAACAAACAACUCAGUGAGCCACUUUUUUAUCCAUAUUCGGAUACAUCUAUUUGGAAUUUUCAAGUAGUUACACCGCAAGAUCGUGGUGAAUAUCAUUGCACAGUUAUUAGCUCCUCUGGAAAUCAUACUGUUACCAUAUUUCUCGAAACAGAAGAACCAGCACCUGAGAUUACACUUAUUCGAAACGAGUCAGUAGCACGUGGAAAUUCAGCAUUUUUACAUUGUCGUACUCAUAAUUUGAAUGCUGUAAUUCAGUGGCUAAAAGGAGAUUCAGUGAUCGAUAAUACGGCUAAAACGCGUUUAUAUGCUAAUGGUACGUUAAGGAUAAGUGAUGUCAAUAUGCAAGAUGCGGGCAUUUAUCGUUGUCGUGUACAAACAUCAGGAGGUCGUGCUGAAGCUAUCAUGCACUUACGUGUCUUAGAAAUUCCCAAAGUUCACGUUACGCCACACCAAUUAUAUUUCGUACGUGGGCAAUCAUUCAAUACUUCCUGUUCUGUUGAUGGUGAUGUGCCUCCGGAACCGAAAUGGUACUUCAAAGGUCGUCGAAUUAUUCCAGAUUUUCAAAAAUACUACAUCACUUAUAAAUAUGAUUUGAUUGUGCAACAAGCAACAGAGGCUGAUGCUGGAGUAUAUGAAUGUCGUGCAAGUAAUGCUGCUGGUUCCCAUGCAGAUAGCACGGUGGCGCAAAUGUCAACUCCUCCAAAAAUUCGUGUUAUCCGUGAUCGACAAAUGAUUGGCAGAGGUGAUCGUGUCACGUUGGAAUGCAUCAUAGUACAUGGGAAUCCAAAGCCAAUAGUCACAUGGUUCCGUGAAGGACGUGAAGUUCGAAGUUACAAAUAUAUUAUGAUUGAUCAAAAUAAGCUCACAAUUCAGGGAGUACAAGAUUCUGAUGCCGGAUCGUAUACCUGUGUUGCACAGAAUUUAGCUGGACGCGAUUUAGGAAUAAUCAAUCUUGAUGUCGGAAGUAUGCCAACAAUUGUGCCAACUCCCGAAAUAGUUCGAGUGAAUAUUGAACGAUCCGUAACACUUCAGUGUCGUGCAAUAGGAUAUCCUGUACCAAAAAUUACUUGGAAUCGUAAUGGAGUACCAAUUGAAAAAUUAACUUCUCGUAUCAAAAUUCUUCCAGAUGGAAGUCUUCUAAUUAACAAUGUUCAAGUAGAUGAUCAGGAUCGUUAUACAUGUACUGCGGAGAAUACAUUCGGUCGUCAAGAUCGAACAACUGCAUUACUAGUCACUGGACUUGUGAGCCCAGUGUUAGGUCAUGUGUCACCAGAGGAGAAACUUAUAGAAGGUGGUGAGCUUCAUCUAUCAUGUGUUCCGGUUCUUGGUACACCAAAACCAACUCUCAGAUGGUAUAAAGAUGGUAAACCAUUACAAUCCUCUACUUAUGUUACGAUAAAGUCAGGUGGCAGCCUUCUGUUGUUACGUAAAGGUCGUCCACAAGAUGAAGGUCAAUACACCUGCGUUGCGACAAAUUCAGCUGGCAAUGCCUCUCUCAAUGUUAAUAUCGAAUUGAUCAAAAAACCCUAUAUCAAGAAGAAUGAUGCAUUGCAAUAUACGACAUCCGCAGGAAAAGUAUUGGAAAUCCCGUGUCACGCUACUGGAAAACCACAACCAAAAGUAAUUUGGAGUAUCAAUGGUAAACCGAUUAGUUCCAGUGAUCAAGAAUAUGAGAUUCUGCCUGAUAACACGUUACGAAUUCAUCAAGCAAGCAGUAGCCAUGCAGGAAAAUAUAUUUGUACCGCUUCUAAUAUAGCAGGUGAAGCAAAAACAGCAACUGAUGUGGUCAUUCUUAGUCCACCUGUUAUUGAACUUGGACAAAUUUCUUAUAAUUUAAUUCAGGGCAAUAAAAUUACAUUGCCUUGUAAAGUUCGCAGUGAUUCUGUGCCAAUGAUCACUUGGUAUUUGAAUGGUAAAGAAUUUAAAGAUGGUCACAUAGCUAAAGAUGGUUCGUUGACUAUUGAAAAGGUCGACGAGCAGCAUCGUGGACAAUUUAAAUGCGUUGCAUCAAAUAAUAUUGGAAAGGAUGAAAAAGUAAUCACUUUAACGGUACAUACAGCUCCAACUAUUGAAGGAUCUGAUCAGUUGAAAGUUGUAAUUACGAAUGUUAAUCAAUCAGUACUGCUACCAUGUCCUGCUCGAGCUUUUCCAUUACCAUCGAGAACAUGGAGUUAUGAGGGUGAUCGGAUUUAUAGUGGUUAUAGCCAUGGAUCUGAGAUGAUUUAUACACAUGAUGGAUCAUUAGAAAUAGUAACACCUCAAAUGAAUCAUGCAGGUCGUUACACCUGUCAUGUAUCCAAUUUAGCUGGUGAUGAUCAUAUAACAUAUUUGUUGAAGAUACAUGAACCACCGAAAAUCAUAUCUAACAUACCAGGUACCAUUGUUGUUGUUCUUGGUCUUAUGCUGGAAAUUCCCUGUCGUGCUGUUGGAACACCAGAACCAACAAUUACCUGGGAAAAAGACGGCUUUCAGAUCAUACCGGAUGAUAUUAUUCAUAUCGAUUCAGCAGGCACAAUACGUAUCGAAAAAGCGCAGUCGUCACAUCGUGGAAUUUUUCGUUGUAUUGCAACAAAUCCAGCUGGACGUGAUGAACGGAAUACACUCGUAAUUGUGCAAGAACCACCAAUAAUUUUACCGAAUACAUUAUCGGAUUACACCACUGUGGAAGGUGAUCGUAUUGAAUUACGCUGUUUUGCUAGCGCUAAUCCAUCCCCAACAAUAACAUGGAGUCGAAAAGGAAUUCCGAUAUUGCACGAUACACCGAGAAUGCACGUAAAUAAGGAUGGUACUUUAAUUAUCGAUAACGUGGAAAAUGAUGAUGCCGGUCACUAUAUAUGCAAAGCAUCAAAUGCUGCUGGCGAUACAGAAAAGGUGGUCCGAUUAACUGUUAUAAUUCCACCUGACAUUCCUGAUCAGGAAACGAUUAUAACGGAAGCAGUUGCUGUUGGGCAACCAUUCAGUCUUUACUGUCCGGUACUCUCCAUCCCACUACCACAGAUCACGUGGUAUUUGGAUGACCGUCCAAUAGUGGAAAGCGAUGCAAAUAUUGUUCUUUCGGAUGAUCAGAGACGUUUACACAUUUUGAAAUCUCGAAUAAUGGAUGCUGGAAGUUAUAAAUGUGUGGCACGAAAUCCGGCUGGCGAUUCAGCAAAAAUAUUUGAAGUCGAAAUUAUUGUACCACCUAAUCUGAAUCAGAGCAUGCAUAAAACCAAAGUAACAGUACUGGAAAAUGAGCAUAUCGAGUUAGGUUGUCCAAUAUCAGGUGUACCGGAGCCUGAUAUUGCUUGGCUUGUUAAUGGAGAACUUCUUGAAGAAGGUAUCACAAAACGUGGUGUAAUAUUGGCAUCAGAUGGAAAGUCGGUGAUAAUAGAAUCCGCGCAAUUGGAACAUGAAGGAAUGUACACGUGCGUUGCAACAAACAAAGGUGGUAGUUUGGACAUCGAUGUUCAUCUCGCUGUUCUCGGUAACGCUUUUUUUUUCAGAUAUUAA